UGCCUGCGGCUAACGGCACGCGCCGCCGCUACUACUAGUACGUCAUUACCUCACGCUUUACUUUUACUGUAUAACUGUUAUUUAAAACUGUGUCUGUACUGUUCUGCAGUUUGAAUAAUGCAAAUACUUAAUUAGGUACGGUGGUACGGUAGGCACUUGUGGUAGUUCAUAAAGAGUUACAGCAGCUAUACCCGUGUGUUCCGCUCCCAACUCCAUCAUUCGUCACGACGUGUGACCUGGAUCAGCUGACGUGAAAUGAAUGGUAUACCUGGCGGCUGGCACAUAACGUUCGUUACUGCUAAACAUAAACGUAAACUGGAUAGGUAUAGUAUACAGUACAGUAAACUCAAGUGCUCAGUAUUCCUAGUUAGGUUAACCAGUCUCACUGGUGACUGCUCUAUUACCUACGUACGCAGACAAGCCAGGCGCCCAGGCAUCGGAACCCUAGCGAAAUGAGAGCAGGCGGAGCGCGACGUAAUGCGUUAUGAGGAAGUUUAUGCGGCCUCGCGCUGACCCAGCGCCCUCGUCAGCGCAAUCUUCGUCGCCAGAACUCAGUCCGAAGACCAAUGGACACGUCAAUGGCGCCACCGCGCCGCCGCGCGCCCGCCCGCCCUCCGCGCGCCCGGGGUCCGGCGGCGCGCUGUACCAGGACGCCUUCCCUCCCCCCGCCGGCGCCGCGCCGCGCCGCCCGCACGAGAUGUGCUCGCGGCCGAGGUUCCGCGGCGACGGCGCCGAGCCGCAGCCGGACGGCGGCGACAGCUGGGCAGCGGGCGGCGCGCUGGGCGUGGCGGCGGGCGCGCUGGCGCUGACGCCGCGCCUACUGGACCGCGCGCUGCCGCCGCACUCCUUCCGCCACCGCUACGUGGGCGCCUUCAGGUUCCGGUUCUGGGUGUUCGGCGAGUGGCGCGACGUAGUGGUGGACGACAGACUGCCAGCCCGCGCGCACUGCCCGCUCGGUGACACGGUACCGGCCCGCGCGCACUGCCCGCUCGGUGACACGGUACCGGCCCGCACCGCACGCCAGCACUGCUCGCACGACUUCACGCUGCCGCUGCUGGAGAAAGCGUACGCUAAGCUGCACGGUUCGUACGCGGCGCUGCGCGACACCAGCGUGGCACGCGCGCUGCAGGAGCUAUCGGGCGGCGUCGUGCAGAGCUUCUCGCUGCGCGCGCAGCCGCGGGCGCUGACGCUGCAGCUGCUGCAGGCCGCCGCGCCGCGCUCCUCGCUGCUGGCCACGUUGCUGUUGCGGCUGCGGGCCCCCGCCGGCGCCCCGUGGUGCGGGGCCUGGGCCCCCGGCAGCGCUGAAUGGGCGGCGCUGGCGCCGCAUGAUCGCGACAUUCUGAUGUCCAGCUCCGACUCACCUGACGACUUCUGGAUAUCAUUUGAUGAUUUCGUGGACACGUUCAGUCAGUUGGAGCUGGUGCACGUGGGCCCCGACGACUGGCUGCUGGAGCCCGCGCUGCAGGCGCGAAGGCCCUGGCGGGCCGUGCUGGCGCGGCGUCGCUGGCGCGCCGGGUUCAACGCGGGCGGCCCGCCCAGCUCCGGUACGAGCCCUCCCACCCGCGGCCUCACCGUCUGUUGCCACUCGUGGACACAUUAUCUCACUGCCACAGAGACCACGGGCGCCAACCCUCAGUUCCUGAUGCAGAUCUCGCAGUCGGAGGGCGAUGAUGCCAGCAAGUGCCACGUGGUCGUGGCAGUGACGCAGCAGUACGAGCCCGGCCAGAGCGUGCGCAGUCUGCUCACCGUGGGCUUCGCUCUGUAUGCGCUGCGGCCGGGCGCCAGCGUGGGCGCCAGUGCGGGCGCCAGUGUGGGCGCCAGGCCCCUGGAUGCCGCGCACCACGGCCGCGGCGCGGCGCGGCGGCGCGCGUCGUCGUACCGGCUGCGCGCGCUGCUGCGGGAGGCGGGCGUGUCGGCGUCCAACAAGGUGCUGGAGGCGCUGGUGCUGCGGUUCGCUCGCGGCGCGCGGCUGACGCACGAGGCGUACGUCAUGGCGCUGGCGCGGCUCCACGUGGCGCACGAGCGGUUCCGCAGUCUGGACUCGCGCCUCAAGUGCAACCCGGUGUCCCUGGAAGAGAUGAUCCUGAUGACGAUCUACUCGUGACAAGACGAGCCACGACUCAGUGACCAAAGAUAUUUAUCCGAGUACAAAGCUUGGGCCGACGACAUUAUAUGUGAUAUUGUUCGACUGUUCGUUGUUGCUAUAUUCUAUAAAAAUAGUUAGCACUGUCGUUAGCACUUUGUUAAUAUUUUUAAUUUAUAUUCGCGUCAAAUAUAAGUAUAUAAGUCAUAAGACUCUUUUAGUGUUUUUUUUUUCAAGAAUAUAUAAACUUGCGUUGAACGAAGGUCGACUUGGAGAGGGUGGAUGAAUUAAUACACUGUACUAAAAUACUAAUCGCGUAUAAUAUAACAAUUACAAUGCUUGCUGCU
Messenger RNA from Spodoptera litura, 2430 nucleotides. NCBI's taxonomy places the organism in Eukaryota, Metazoa, Arthropoda, Insecta, Lepidoptera, Noctuidae. The record is from RefSeq and is a predicted model, not a curated record.